CCGGGCCAGCUGCCGGGGCCGCUAACGGUCCCGCGUCCCCCGGCGUCCGCGCGCCCCCCGCCGGGCGGACGCGGCCAUGGGGGCGAUGGGGGCGGCGGAGCCGCUGCGCUCCGUGCUGUGGGUGAAGCAGCAGCGCUGCGCCGUGAGCCUGGAGCCCGCGCGGGCGCUGCUGCGCUGGUGGCGGAGCCCGGGGCCCGGGCCCGGCGCGCCCGGCGCGGAUGCCCGCUCGGUGCCCGUGUCAGAGAUCAUCACCGUGGAGGAGACGGACACUCACGGGAAACACCAUGCCAGUGGCCGAUGGCAGAAAAUGGAAAAUCCCUACGCAUUCACAGUCCACUGUGUGAAACGAGCUCGACAUCACCGCUGGAAGUGGGCACAGGUGACCUUCUGGAGCGCUGACGAGCAGCUGUGUCACCUGUGGCUGCAGACCCUCCGAGAGCUGCUGGAGAAGCUGACAUCGAGGCCCAAGCACUUGCUGGUGUUCAUCAACCCGUUCGGAGGAAAGGGCCGGGGCAAGCGGGUCUACGACCGCAAGGUGGCGCCCUUGUUCACGCUGGCCUCCAUCACCACGGACAUCGUCAUUACAGAACAAGCUAAUCAAGCCAAGGAGGCUUUAUAUGAGAUUAACAUGGACAGCUAUGACGGCAUUGUCUGUGUCGGUGGCGAUGGCAUGUUCAGCGAGGUGCUGCACGGGCUGAUCGGGAAGACGCAGAGGAGCGCGGGCAUCGACCAGAACCAUCCCAGAGCCGUGCUGGUCCCCAGCCCCCUCAGGAUCGGCAUCAUCCCUGCAGGGUCAACAGAUUGUGUGUGUUACUCAACUGUGGGCACAAACGAUGCUGAGACGUCAGCUUUGCACAUCAUUGUUGGGGACUCCCUGGCCAUGGACGUGACCUCUGUGCAUCACAACAGCACUCUGCUGCGGUACUCAGUGUCACUGCUGGGCUAUGGCUUCUAUGGGGACUUGAUCAAGGACAGUGAAAAGAAGCGGUGGAUGGGGCUCGUCAGAUACGACUUUUCAGGUAUAAAGACCUUUCUCUCACAUCACUGCUAUGAAGGAACUGUGUCUUUCCUCCCAGCACAGCACACAGUGGGAUCUCCACGGGAUACAAAACCCUGCCGGGCAGGGUGCUUUGUGUGCAGGCAAAGCAAGCAGCAGCUGGAGGAGGAGCAGAAGAAGGCCUUGUAUGGCUUAGAAAACGCGGAGGAAGUGGAGGAGUGGCAAGUUAUCUGUGGGAAGUUUCUGGCCAUCAAUGUCACGAACAUGUCCUGUGCUUGUCCCCGGAGCCCCAGGGGCCUCUCCCCGGCCGCCCACCUGGGAGAUGGGUCUGCUGACCUCAUCCUCAUCCGGAAGUGCUCCAGGUUCAAUUUCCUGCGGUUCCUUGUCAGGCACACCAACCAGUGUGACCAGUUCGACUUCACUUUUGUUGAAGUUUAUCGAAUCAAGAAAUUCCAGUUUACCUCAAAGCACAUGGACGACGAGGACAGUGACCUCAAGGAGCAGGGGAAGCAGCGGUUCGGGCAGAUCUGCAGCGAUAGUCCCACGUGCUGCUGCUCAGCCUCCAGAGGCUCCUGGAACUGUGAUGGAGAGCUUCUGCGUAGCCCUGCCAUCGAGGUCAGGGUCCACUGCCAGCUGGUUCGCCUCUUCGCCCGAGGAAUUGAAGAGAAUCCUAAGCAAGAGUCUCAUAGCUGAAAAGCCAUUACACGUUGUCCACCGCUUGGGAAGUGUGAAAAUUAUUUUAAGAAAGUUAACACAGACCAAUUAUGUUGAUAUAUAUAUUUAAAUUUAGAAAUUUAUUUUUGAUAGUUAAAUCUUGAUUUUAGAAAAAAUACCUUUUGUCAGCAAUCUUGAGUACAUAUCUGGCUUUCUGAUUGUGGAUCUGAGUUGCAUUUCACAUCACUCACUCUCAGCAAUGGCACUUGCUGAUGUGGGGCUGUUGGCUUCUUAGAGUUUAUUGAUGUCAGAGCACAGACUUCAGGAUAGCCCGUUAGUGGCUCUACUGCAAUAAUUUUAGGGACAUUACUAUAGAGUACUUUCCAGGAGUUAGGUUACACCGUCUGGACACAAGGUAACUGCUAGGCCACUCCAAUCUGCCUUGCAGGACUUUCUGGAUUGCUUGUGACCAGGUUUUGGAAAGCAGGUGAUUCUCUCUACCUUCAUUUUGUGCCCAUCUUUACUUACGAUUAGGAUGUGUCUGUGGGAUCCUUGCUGUAGGGGGCAGCUAGAGCACAAUGCGACCCUGCUCACAGCGGCACCUCCAGAGCGAGCCCACGUCACUGCAUGAGAAGGCACCGAGGACAGCGUCUGAUCUCGGAACCCCCACGCUGGCUUCCAUGUCCGAGGUGUCCUGAGACAAAACCACGGGAGCAGCCACUGCAAUGUUGUUCUGUCAGCGCAGGUGGUGUGCACGCUCUGGAAAUGGCAGUGUGAAGGACUGCAAGAUCCGGGUGCUGCAUGGGGACACACAUGUCCACCCAGCCAGGCGCCAGAGGGAGCAGGAAGCGGCUGGCGCCCGCAGGAGGAGGAGCACUCUGACUUUGCUGCCGACCGAGUCUUCUCGUGGCCCAGAUUUCGUUCUGGGGUCUGUGUAUUUAUUGAAGUCUUUGUCCUUGUCAAUCAGAAGACUGUAAAUGGCGUCUCAGCUGUUUGUUUUGUCUCUACCAGGGCCGAUAGUUGCUUCCUGCUAAAGGCUAGGGACCAGGGCUUCCAUGUGUGCACUCCUGCGACCCUCCCAUCCGGUCCAAUCGGGGAUUCAGCUGUGUGCUGCAUGCUCCUUUUGUUUCCAGACUCGUGUGUGUGACAAGAUGUAUGUGAAAUAGUUGUAUGUGGCGUUCAAGAGUAUGCAGCUCACACUCAAUAUGUAACUGACUUAAAGAGCAGGGUUUUCUGUCCUGCACUGAGGGAGUGGAUCCAUUUGUCACCAUCGUAUUUAACAGGGAACAUCUAUUCCAGGAUUCCUUGCAUUGAUCUGUAUUGGAAACAUACAUGAAAUGCCACAUUUUGUCAUUCAGUCCCCUCCAGACCAAAGGGUCUCUUUAGAGGUGGCUUUGUAAUGGGCCGUGCUGUCAAAGGUGGUUGUGCGAGUGAAGUGAUUUAAUAACGGAUGGGUGAGUGAGAAACCAGGCUACAGGUUGUGAACACCCUGUGGUUUCUCUUCAUGUCUGUGCCUGGUUGGAAAGAGACCAAAGCUUUGACUGGCAGCUCUUUGACGGGGUGGUGACUGGCUGCCCUGAAACACCCUCAGAGCACAGGCGCUCUCCGGAGAGCCCACCUGUGCUGACCGCCUCACUGCUGCUCCCUCGGUCAUUCCAGAGAUGGAGGAGGCUGAGGCCCUGCAGGUGCCCCGGGCCACAAGGUUCCCCCAAGGAUUCAAGUCUUCAUUGGCCUGCUAAGUGCUCCUCACAACCGGGUCUACGCGGAGUCCCUGGCUGACCUUGGUAAAAAGAUGUAGGCAGAAGAGACUUUGCUGGUCCUUAGCAGCCCCGGCCAACACUGAAAAUGCAAAGCUUGGAGCUUUUCAUGGGCUGCUGCGAGUGUCUGACACCCUGAAAGCCCAUCAACACCUGUGCACAGGACGGAGGCAGCCUCUGACAUUCUCCCUCAACAGUGUCUGAUUUCUGUGACACCUCUCAGACACCGCAACUCCAGCCCCAUGCCGAGGGGUUCUAAGAGAAAAACCAGGAGUGAUGGUUAGCUAGCGAACACGAGGGUCCUUUAGAAGGCUUAGUUUACACUUUAACUUCCACUGUGGCUCACUGGUGUAAAGUGACCUGUCAGCAGCCACACAUGGUGACUUAGUCUUGUUUAUUGGAAUGAAGAAGUGGGAACGGCAGCUGCCCGCUUCCUUCCUCAGUGCAAUCUUCUACAGCCGGGAAAUACUGAUGCAGAGGACGGCUUAAUUUUCUUCUCAUCUUGCUGGUUUCAAGACUAGAAAAUGGGCCUAUUUGAUUGAAUGUGUUUGAGAAGACAAAAAUAAAGUUACUUUGGGCAGAAUUGGGCAAUUUU
Castor canadensis (American beaver) is the source of this 4003-nucleotide messenger RNA. RefSeq names its product ceramide kinase (gene Cerk). Gene Ontology annotation, molecular function: ceramide kinase activity. Gene Ontology annotation, biological process: phosphorylation; ceramide metabolic process. Lineage: Eukaryota; Metazoa; Chordata; Mammalia; Rodentia; Castoridae. The record is from RefSeq and is a predicted model, not a curated record.